GUAUUAACCGAAAAUAUUGAGGUGCUUCGCCGCUUCAUAUUGAAGGGAGUGGAUCCUAAUCAAACUGGGAAGAGACUCCCAAUACAGAUGGCUGCGUGCGUCGGUAACUUGGACAUCUCUCGAGUCCUACUCGAAGCUGGAGCGUGCGCUGACUAUGCGACCCUCCCCUACGGGUAUCAUGAGUUGGAUAACAUAUGGAUCGGAGGAUGGAACGCCAACUGGUCUCAAACGAAGUACCACUCUGUUUCUCCUGAACAAAGUGCUAUCCAAAUAGCACUGGAAAGAGGCGAUAAGGCCAUGUUCGAACUUCUCAUUCAGUAUGGAGCCUGCCUGCCAAAUAAUCGUCCGUGUGUUUGUUUGCGACGAGAAGAUAUAUCCCUAAGCCGACACAUAUUGCCAGCAAUUUCAGGACGCGCAGAUUCAAAACCCUUAAAACCCAUUCCAUGCCCCUGCCGAGUAGACUACGAAGAAGCCUGUGAGAACGAUGACAAUUGGAUGUACAAGGACUGUUGGGCACAAAAGGCCAAUGAAAGCGUCUGGAAUCCCUUAUUCAAUGCCGCCAAAGGAAAGAAUAGAGAACUCUUUACUAGAGUCCUUACAGCUGCGACCACGGACCAGAUGCCAUGGAUGACUACUCGCUGUGUUGUCGAAUGUAUCAAAGCCUUCGAUGCGAGCUUUCUUGACUUGUUGUUUUCGAGUAAAACAUGUUCAAGAUCUCCUCGUGUCUUUCGUCAGCUGAUGCUACUAGCCGUGAAGAACAACGCACAGAGUGCUUUGCAGGAUAUUUUGCAAAACCAUGAGUUCAGCGCUCAAGAUCUUGGAGUGGGCCUUGCGCACGCAGCGGUCUACUUAAAAGAGCGUGUGAUCCAGGCCUUCCUUGAUGCUGGGAGCUGGCCGGACGAUUCUGUAGGUGCUCACAUCUGGCCCAACGGAUACCCUCCACUAGACAAAGAAGAAGAUACCGCGUACCAGAUCAGUGUUCUCAGGCAUACCCUUACAAUCUACAAUCAUCCUUUCGCACCCAUCAUAUAUAACCACUACCAGAAGUUCGCCAGCAGAGCCCAGGAGCCACAGCUCAGGACACAUUUCAUACAAGCAUACGCUAUAGCCAUACGGUGCGGAGACAUACAUCUAGGACAAAUGCUUGCCAAAGCAGUAGGCAUCAACGCAGUGCUAUACCGGGCGCUGCCUACUCUAGUCCCAAAUGAAGACAGAUGCUAUGUGUCAGCCGUCCGUUUAGCAGUCCGAUUUAAGCGUUACGACUUCGUGGACUGGCUUCUGGAAAAUGGCGCAGAAGUCGAGAUUGCAACAAACAGCAGCCAUGGACCCCUAGCGCACUCGUCCCUUCAAAUCGCUUCAAAAGAUGGCAAGAUCUCGCUAGUUGGGACGCUGCUCAACAAAAGUGCUGAUGUUAAUGCUCGGCCAGCCAAGUAUCAUGGCGCCACGGCGUUACAGUUUGCGGCGAUGAACGGCCAUUUUGAGAUAGCCAAUCUUCUGAUUAAUGCUGGAGCUGACCUGACCGCGCCCCCGGGCGUUUUUGAGGGAAGGUCGGCUAUCGAGGGUGCGGCUGAAGCUGGCCGCAUGGACAUGGCAAGACCAACUAUCGGAGGACCGUAUUUAGGGCGUGGCAGCACGGUCAUCACGCUCUCUCUUCGAUGAUCAGAAAAUGGAAGGCUGAGAACGAUCCGGAAUACUCCGAGGAGGCAGACUCUGUUGCAGCCAUCUUAAGAACCAUGACGCUUGAAUCUCUGGCGUGUGCUGGGUCUUACAGACUGGAGCCGAAGCUCGUCAAUCGUGAGCACCUAUGCCAUGAUUGUGUGUCGUGGGAUUGGCUAAAAAUUUUUAAAGU
Messenger RNA from Paraphaeosphaeria sporulosa, 1849 nucleotides. RefSeq names its product ankyrin. The record is from RefSeq and is a predicted model, not a curated record. The transcript has 2 exons. Bases 88 to 1659 code for a protein of 523 amino acids. Gene Ontology annotation, molecular function: protein binding. NCBI's taxonomy places the organism in Eukaryota, Fungi, Ascomycota, Dothideomycetes, Pleosporales, Didymosphaeriaceae.